Gastrolobium bilobum is the source of this 1579-nucleotide messenger RNA. RefSeq names its product probable mitochondrial saccharopine dehydrogenase-like oxidoreductase At5g39410. The coding region runs from base 56 to 1411 and encodes 451 amino acids. The record is from RefSeq and is a predicted model, not a curated record. Gene Ontology annotation, cellular component: plasma membrane; mitochondrion; lipid droplet. Lineage: Eukaryota; Viridiplantae; Streptophyta; Magnoliopsida; Fabales; Fabaceae. The transcript is spliced from 2 exons. Gene Ontology annotation, biological process: glycolipid biosynthetic process.
CUUUUCUUCUAUAGUGCAAGAGAGCUGCAACUGAUUCCAAUUUCGAAAGCCCCAAAUGGAAUCAAAGCAAGAACAUCGUUUCGACCUGAUAAUCUUAGGGGCAUCAGGUUUCACAGGCAAAUACGUACUCAAAGAAGCACUCAAAUUCCUCAAUACUCCAUCAUCCCCAUUGAAAUCCAUAGCACUCGCGGGUCGAAACCCAACCAAACUCACCCAAACCCUACAAUGGGCCACCCGGCCCAACCCUCCUCCCCCUCUCACCAUUCUCACCGCCGACACCACCGACCCCUCAUCCCUCCGCUCCCUCUGCUCCCAAACCGCCAUCCUCCUCAACUGCGUCGGCCCAUUCCGCCGCCUCGGCGAGCCCGUCGUCGCCGCCUGCGUCGAAACCGGCUGCGACUACCUCGACAUUUGCGGCGAGCCGGAGUUCAUGGAGCGGAUGGACGCCGGUUACCAUGAGAAAGCGGCGGAAACCGGUUCGUUGGUGGUUUCGGCUUGUGGGUUCGAUUCGGUUCCGGCCGAAUUGGGUGUCAUGUUCAAUUCGCGCCAGUGGGUGGGUCCCGCAGUGCCGAACCGGAUCGAAGCUUAUCUGAGUUUGGAGUCAGAGAAGAGGAUUGUGGGUAACUUUGCCACGUAUGAAUCCGCGGUUCUUGGUGUGGCAAAUGCCAACAAGUUGCAAGAGCUCAGAAGGUCCAGACCCAGAAGAGCUAGGCCUCUGAUUCCUGGGCCUCCUCCUUCUAAAGGAGAAACUAUCGAGAACCAGAAGAAAAUUGGCCUUUGGGCAGUAAAGCUACCUUCAGCAGAUUCAGUUGUUGUUCGAAGAACGCUUUCAAUUCUAACAGAAAACCCCCAUGGUCUCCCUGGGUUGAGUGAGAGUGCUGAGAUGGUUGAGAAAAGGGAAGCUUUCUGGUCAUCAGUGAAGCCAGCUCACUUUGGUGUGAAAAUAGGCUCAAAAUCUUUGUUGGGCAUUUUCCGAAUCAUUAUGGUUGGAGUUUUCAUUGGUCUUUUGGGAAGUACUGGUUUUGGAAGGUGGCUUCUUUUGAAAUUUCCUUCUAUAUUUAGCCUUGGUUGGUUCAAGAAGAAGGGCCCUUCCGAAGAGGAGGUGGAAAGCGCUUCAUUCAAGAUGUGGUUUGUUGGACGUGGUUUUAGUAAUGUGGGUCUUGCUUCACAGGGAAACACAAAACCUGACAUGGAAAUUAUAACAAGAGUAAUGGGACCUGAAAUUGGAUAUCUGACCACCCCAAUAAUUCUUAUUCAGUGUGCUCUCAUUCUUCUCAGCCAACGCAACAACCUACCAAAAGGAGGAGUUUACCCUCCAGGGAUUGUAUUUGGUCCAACUGAUCUCCAGGAAAGACUUGAACAAAAUGGAAUAUCCUUUGAUAUCAUCUCAAAAAGCACUAUUUCUUCUUGACUGUUGCAGGUUCACUUAACGAGGAGAUAUAUACUAUUCGUAGAACUGAAUUAUAUAACAAAGUAGGGAGACGCUGUAUUUGUUUUGUUUGACUGCGUUUUAUAAGUAUAGUAUAGUUAUACUAAGAUUUGGCUUGAUCUGCAUGUGAAUCAUCUUUUCAACUGCUUA